Messenger RNA from Cavenderia fasciculata, 237 nucleotides. RefSeq lists its product as uncharacterized. Gene Ontology annotation, molecular function: serine-type carboxypeptidase activity. Bases 1 to 237 code for a protein of 78 amino acids. Lineage: Eukaryota; Evosea; Eumycetozoa; Acytosteliales; Cavenderiaceae. The record is from RefSeq and is a predicted model, not a curated record. The transcript is spliced from 3 exons. Gene Ontology annotation, biological process: proteolysis.
AUGCAAAGAGAAUACCAAGAACGUUUGAAAUUGGCUGUAAUGAAUUUCAUGGGUGCAGCAAAAAAGUCAUCUGGUACAUUCCAACCGACAGAUACCAUCGAUGUUGCCGGUUACAUCAGACAUUACCAAAACUUAACUCAAGUUGUGUUUCGUGGUGCAGGCCACAUCGUGCCAUUUGACCUCGUUUUAUUCUAUUCUCCACUUUAUGAUUGCAGAUAUCUUAAAUAUAAUAAUUAA